This is a messenger RNA of Pseudophryne corroboree (corroboree frog), 1140 nucleotides long. It is a transcript of the gene SPC25, whose product is annotated as SPC25 component of NDC80 kinetochore complex. Bases 350 to 1045 code for a protein of 231 amino acids. The record is from RefSeq and is a predicted model, not a curated record. The transcript has 7 exons. Gene Ontology annotation, biological process: chromosome segregation. NCBI's taxonomy places the organism in Eukaryota, Metazoa, Chordata, Amphibia, Anura, Myobatrachidae. Gene Ontology annotation, cellular component: Ndc80 complex.
UUUUGAGUCGACAAAAUUUUGGUUGCUCAGUCUCGUCGGUCUAUUGUCUUUACACAAUUACAUGUGUAAUUUUAUUUGCACGACGUUGUUCAACAUUAGAAGGAAAUAAAUGGCUAUGCCGACUGCACGAGUAGGAUUAUGCCAGUAACAAAGAUGGCGGACACGUUUCUGCAUCCUGAAUUCGACGUUACGAUUACAGAUAGGUGUUUGAUCUGCUAGGCUGAGGGACGUCAUUGAUUGAACAAGCUGCGCGGCAACUUUCAAAAUUGUAUGAGAUCGGGCAGGGUGCGGGCGAAUGAUCCUUAGCCGGAGAUCUGACAGCAGAUAAACCCCAUUCAGGAGAGCCGGCAUGUCCACUAUAAGGUUGGGUGACGAGCAGUGCCUAUGCGCCUGCAUGCAGGAUUUCCGAACACGCUUCAUCAGUCAGGGCAGCGAGGAGACCAGCUCGUUAGAGGAUUUCAAGGCUUUAUACAAAGCGUCUCUGAAAGAUCGUUUGGAUGCUUGGGAGAGAAAAUAUAAAGACGGGGAACUGAUGAUGGAGAGAGUUGGAGACUUCAACAAUGAAAUAAAGGUCCUGAACAAGUGCAUUGAGGAGAAGAAAGAACAUGUCCUAAAUGAGAUGACCAAGAUUAAGGAGAAUGAGAAACUUAGUGCAGAGCUAUCCGAAAAUAUCCAGACGUUACGGGAUAAAUUGAACCAGAAGAUGGAACUUGCCUUAGCAAAUAAGAAAGCCAACAAGGACAAACUGAAGGAACUGCACAAAUCGUCCGUUUUAUUUAAGGAGCGCCUGGGGCUUGAAAUCCGGAAACUAGCAGGUGAUCGAUUGCAGUUUGUCUUCAGGUGCAUUAACCCAAAGGACAUGGAUGAGCCGUACUCCUGCAUUAUUUACUUUAAUGAGGAGGGAGAGUAUCAACUUACAGGGUGUGAUCCACCGUUGGAGUGUAUUGAUGAGUACGAAAGGAAAGUGCGGGAGACUAAGAACUUCUCAGCACUUCUUGCCAAUCUGCGCAAAUCCUUUGUUGCAUUAUGUAAUAAAGUAAAAUGACUUGGUGUUUUUGAAGUUUAUUAUAUAUCCAGUUUUUUCUUGUUUUAUAUUGUUAUAGUAAUAAAGCUUCCACCUGAGAUGGGAAUUUAUUGAUA